GAGCUAUAAAGGUUAGAGGUUAGAGAGCUCUGCUAUCACUCAGGGGAAGAUAGAAAAUCGGAAAGCUCACUUGCCAGCCGCUCAGCCUCCUGACAGCAAAAUUGAAAUAGCUGGCACCAAUAUCAAGUGAGACUGGACAGCUGCCUUACCUGUGCUCCCGGACUAGAGCGCACACACAGCAAAAGGCCAAAGACUCUCCUGCAAGUUGAAGGAGACGGAGGCGGGGGGGCUGGCAGUGGGGAAAGAAUAACAAAGCAGAGCAGAGUGGAGUGAAGUCCAGCCUUUGGAGAGCUGUGAUGGAGAACCUGCCUGUGUACCACGGACCCAUCGGCAAGGCGGAGGGAGAGAGGCGGCUGACCCAGGACGGCCGGGACGGCUGCUAUCUGGUCCGCAACAGCGACAGCGUGCCCGGCGUCUACUGCCUGUGUGUGCUGUGCAAAGGAUAUGUGUACACCUACAGACUCCACCUGGACAGCGGAGGCUCUUGGGCAGCAGAAACCGUUCCUGGUGUGCAGAAACGAUAUUUCCGGAAAAUCAAGAACUUGAUAGCAGCCUUCCAGCAGCCUGACCAAGGAAUUGCUAUGCCUCUGCUCUACCCUGUCACUGCUCAGAGCCGGGCGCAAGCACACACAGAGGCACAGACACCCUGUAAUAGCCUGUCACCAACACAGAGCAGCCCCAACCCUUACCUCCAACAGCAACAGCAGCAGCAGCAAAAGCCAGCCGCUCAGGGACAGAAAAACAGGAACAAGAAAGAGAUGCGGCACGCUCCUGGUUAGAAACAAGCUUUAGGCUCGAAUGUUACAAAACCAGUUUCCAAUCUGUAGUCUGGGCAAAUUACUGUCUAUGUAAAAUACUGUGAAACGGGAGUGAUGCGAAGAUAUUGUCAUUUGCAUAAUCUAUUUCAUUUUGCAUGCUGUGUGUGCUUAAAGUAAAUGAUUAAUUCUUCUAUUUUUUUGGGUACUUUAUGGAAACAGUCUAAUUAAUUACAUCCUGUUUGUUAAAUUCUGUACAGUCAUUUAGGUUCUAGCACUGAUUCAGUAUAAUUUCCCCCACUUUUUUUUUAUAUAUAUAUAUGCAGCAGAUAAAAUACCCCAUAACCUUUGAGAGUGUGUAAAAUAUUCAGCUGCAGAAACAUUAAUAUCCAUUACUGCAUACAUAAGUUGACAACAAAUAUUGUGCUCUGGUUUCGUAAUACAAUUCAGCUAUGUGAAUGGCAAAGAAAAUAAAUGAUAUUGGUUGAAAUAAACUCUUUAAAUGAGGUCACACAUACACAGCCAUACACACCAGCCUCU
Molecule: messenger RNA, 1295 nt
Organism: Myripristis murdjan (pinecone soldierfish)
Lineage: Eukaryota; Metazoa; Chordata; Actinopteri; Holocentriformes; Holocentridae
Product: SH2 domain-containing protein 1A-like
Exons: 3
Coding region: 297-779 (160 amino acids)
Biological process (GO): regulation of signal transduction; regulation of immune response
Source: RefSeq, a predicted model, not a curated record